AGGAAGUGCAUCUUGCGUCUAGCUGGAACAUGAGGAGAAGAAACAGUUUUAUACAGAGCUACCGGGACAACAAACUCAUAUUUUGACGAAAAACCAUUGGGAGAUGGACCGUCACAGAAGAAGCCGACCAUGGGGAAAGCUAGUCAAAUUGGACUCAAGUGAAAAUGAAGUGCUGCUUUUCAACAGAGAGUGCACAGUUGGCCGAAAAAAGGGAUGUGAUCUGGCUUUUCCAGCCAACAAACUGGUCUCAGGGGAGCACUGCAAGAUUUUCAAAGAUGAAAGCUCAGGGCUCGUGUGGCUUGAAGACAUGAGCACUAAUGGCACUGUGAUCAACAUGUCCAAAGUGGUCAAAAAGCAAACUCAAGUACUGCAGAAUGGCGACGUCAUCUACUUUGUAUACAGGAAAAGUGAACCAGAACAAAACAUUGCCUAUGUUUACCACUCAAUCACAGCGGAGCAAGCUAUUUCACAAAAUAGUUACUACAUGGAGAGGUCAGCCAUCAGUCCUGCUCCUGUUCCAUCCUCAGAUAUGUCACUCUCUGUGGAGCCCGUCAUGCUCACCAAGGCUCCUGAUAUAACUCAGGAGGAACCUCAGCCCUCCACGUCAACUUCCCACCUCUGUAUUCGGAGUCAUACCACAUCUGGUGCUCAAGCUAAAGGUGCUGCCAUGACACAGGAAAAAGAUAUGGAAAUCCUGGAGCCAGAAAGCAAAAAGAGGAAAACUGAUAUAGAUUAUGAUUUUGGCUUGCCACACACGUCCAGUAAAGAAGUGGCGGGGUCAACUCAGGGAAGUCUUGGGAAUCUUUUGCCUAAACAACCAGUAGAAGGGACUAAAACUGACAAGAUGGAGGAAUCUCUGACUUGUAUUAUCUGCCAGGACCUACUGCACGACUGUGUCAGCUUGCAGCCCUGUAUGCACACCUUCUGUGCUGCCUGCUACUCAGGCUGGAUGGAGCGCUCUUCUCUUUGUCCCACCUGCCGCUGCCCUGUGGAGAGGAUCCGUAAGAACCAUAUCCUCAACAACCUGGUGGAGGCCUACCUCAUUCAGCACCCAGAAAAGUGUCGCAGUGAUGAGGAUCUGAAGAGUAUGGACAGCCGUAACAAGAUCACUCAGGACAUGUUGCAGCCAAAAGUUGAGCGCUACUUCUCUGAUGAGGAGGGCAGUUCAGAUUACCUCUUUGAGCUCUCUGACAAUGACAGCGACUCCCCAGACUUCAGUCAGCUACUGUUGUGCAGACAGUGUCCUGGCUACAAGAAAGAGGUCAGUCAGAUGCUGUUUGCUACAGGGUCAAAUUAUUGGGUCCCCAGUGUGCCAGUCCCACCGCCUAUACCUCCUCCACCUAAACCGGCAUCUGAGGAAGGGUCUGCAAAGCCAACAGGGGAGCAGCCCUCAACGUCCUCAAAUAUCCCUUCAGCUCCUCAGGAGUACCACUGCCCCCCCCAGGGCCGCCAUCUCAUCUGUACCUGCUGCCACCAGCCGAUGCCAGACAGACGGGCAGAGCUAAACAGCCUGCAGGUUAUUGCUCAACAAUGUGCGCUGUGCCAGCAACCCUUCUGUCAUAUGUACUGGGGCUGCCAGAGGAUUGGCUGUCAAGGCUGCCUGGCUCGAUUCAGUGAACUCAAUCUGACAGACAAAUGUAUGGAUGGUGUGCUGAACAACAAUAACUAUGAGUCAGAGAUUCUUCAGAACUACCUGUCCUCCAGAGGGAAGUCAUGGAGAGAUCUGCUCCAAGAGGCUGUACAAGGUUUACAGCAGGGAAAUUACUAUCUGACAGAUUGUCGUAUCUCUUCAAAUACCAUCGUGUGCUUCUGCUGCGGCCUGCAAACAUUCAAGGAGCUGGCCUACAAGUACAGACAGAACAUCCCCCCGUCUGAGCUGCCAGCUGCUGUAACCUCUCGUCCUGACUGUUACUGGGGACGCAACUGUCGCACGCAGGUUAAGGCACACCAUGCAGUGAAAUUCAACCACAUAUGUGAGCAGACACGUUUCAAGAGUUGAGGGGAGCAGCAUCUAACUGUCAAACAUGUCAAAUGAGCAUCAUCUUGUAAGGUUUGCUUUGUACAUUGUAGGUAACAGUCUCACAGGUGCUCUGCUUCUUAUGCAAUAAUCUAAUGCAAAAAACACAAUCAGUAUCCAUUGACAAUACCUGACACAGGGCUGCGUGAAAUAAUGCUAUGCACAUUAUCAUUAAAGGUUAAGUUUAAUCAAGGUUCAGGUUGCUGUUUAAAGGUUAGAGUUGGGUUUGCAGUUAACAGCAGCCACCAUGUAAAUUGGGAUGCAUUUGUCUGUUGCUGCUGCCUCUGUCACAUCUACCAGUUAACCAGCCGCUUCCUGUUAAAUAAAACUGAUGGCUCAGAUGAAGAGCAAGUGAAGCAAUCUCUAUGGAUUAAGUCCAUUUAUUAUGCUUACACAUGUUUAAAAGCAUGAUUUUAUAUUAAAUUCUCCUCCAGCCUUGCUCAUACAGUCUUACAUUAUAUGUACUUUGUACUGUAACAUAUUAACAGUCUUAUUUCAGAAUCCAGGACUUCCUACAAUACACAUAUCCAUAUUUCUUACAAGUUUAUGAGAAAUGCUGAUGAAAAAGCACAUUUUUACAUAUCAUUAGAGUAUAGAAAAUGUAUAUAGUACAGAGUAUUACAAUGAAUGUAAUACUAUUUAGCACAGUUUUGGGCCCAAGACACAAACUGCUUCCAAGAUCCACACAUGCUAACUUUGAACAGCAGUAAAAUGUGUAAAUGUCUCACAUCCUUAGUAACUUUUUCUUUUCCUGUUUUGCCCCGGCAUUACUGUGUUCCCAGGCAAAGGGCAAAAAGCCACAUCAAAGCCCACAUACGUAUGAUUUAUAAUCCCAUGUGAUAUUUGUGUAGGAUUUUAUGUCUGUGGGAAGGGGAUCAAUGUGUUGUAAUACUGUCAGAGGGCACGGGGGCCUCUUUUGUAUGCUUUGCUCCGGAUAAUCAUCUCCAAGGUGAUUAAAAUAGUGCAGAAGGGAUGCUUUCUCAGACCCUUGUAGUAAGGGCUUUGCUGUGAUGAAUUUUUAUUCCAUUUAGAGAAGAAAAACUAGACCGCACUCCAAGUACGGUGAGGCUGUUGUAGAGUUUUCAUAUACAGCGUUGUGCGGGAUACUCUUGCAGAACCAACGAUUUAGGGAAUGGUGCCAAUACAAAACACAACUGUACUGUUGUGAUUGUGUUCCAGUUAUGUUAUAAUGUAGUUACCCUUGCAACAAAAAAUGUCUAAGAGGUUGUUUUAGAAAAUAUAUAGUUUUUUUCUGUUAUGGUUUUGGAGAUAUUAUUGGAUGUUGGAUUUUGUUAGUUUAAAAUUGAAGAGAAAUAGACUUUCUGUGGUUCCUCAGGUACACAAAGCUGCUGUUUUUGUUUGUUGAAAUGCAGGUGAAUCAUGACGAGUGGUUCGGAAAGUGCUGUGUGCAUGUAAAAGCUGUCACGAAAACAGUCAUGUCACACCCGACGACCUCCAUUUUAUCUUUAUGACUAUCAUCACCCAAGUGUCAAGAAGUCACGCCUACCCAUCACACGAAAAAUGCAAAGCUUGUAUUGACGUCUAUAAAUUUGUGACAAAUCAGCCUUCGGUUUGUUUGAUUUAUUCAGCCUAGUUAGAACAACUAGUUUCAAGAGGCCUUAUCUGUUGAAUUACAAGAAUGAAGUUAAAGUUUGGAUGUUUUGAGGGUUUUUUUUUUUUAAUUUGUGGAAUCACUAUUAUGUGAUCGUGUAGAAAAUGCUAGUGGGUUUGAAGAAUAGUGGGAAGAAAAAGGUUAAAAAUGAGUCUUAGCUGGCAUCCAGUAAAUUUUGUAUGAUUUCAUGGCUUAUUUUUCAAAGUUUAGUGUUUUUCAUUUGAUUUAGCAGGAUAUGUACUGGAAAUGUCUAAAAUGUUUUGCUAGAUGUGUUUAAUGUUAAGCAACUAUGAGAGGAUGUUUGCACAUAACUUGUCUCACACAUAUACAACGGCUUCCUUACUGUAAAGUCUACACGGUUAUAUAGUCGAGCUCAUAGUAUCUGAUAUGUAAAUGUAUGAAGAGUUUCAUUCCGAGAUAAGGUAUCCAGAAGGAAAGAAGAAGGUAUGCAUCCUUGAUAAUGUAGAGAAAUUGGUGUGUAUUUGGAUAUACAUAUUAGUAAUACUAGCCAUAGAGAAUAUGGAUACGCUAUGAGUAGUGUUUUGGAAUGUAGCUCUUCAUGUUUUCUUUUUAGUGUUGGUGGCAAUAUUUAUGAUCCAUUCUGGGACGGGGUUGUGAAUGGGCACUUUCCAGGCCUCUGCGUGAGCUCCUGAGUUAAUGUGGUGUUGGCUAGGUGGUUUAGGUUUUACUUUUUCUUUUUUUUUACCCUUUCAGUCAUGGUGGGUCCACACUGGCAUUCCUUAGCGGCUCAGGCCCUCAGCCGAUCCCCCAACACAGGGGCUGGGCAGGAAUUGGUAUUAAAGGGGCUUUGGAGGAGUGCUUUGCAUUCUCCCUGGGGUGGGGUGUGGAAGGGAAGGGGAGUUGUAUACUAAGGCAAAUAUUUACUCACUUUGUGUGCAAAAGUCUGGUCCAAGCUGCUCAGCAGUAUGGAAGAGGCAGGUUUUAUUCUACCUCAUUGCAGCUCCCAGGAACACAGGAGACUGAACGGGCAUCAGAGUCGCUUUCAUAUCAGCCGGGCAUAUGUCUCUCAAUAUGAGGGAAGGAAGUCCCUCAUAGGAAGUCUCAGCGACGCCUGUAAACUGUGUACGCAAUGCACUAUUUGAACAGUUAGUCUAGACUAUAAUCGACUUCUAGUUAAAUCACUAUAGAAUAGCACUAGGCACAUGCAAAAAUAGUUUUUUGAGGAAUAUGUUUAAGAGUUUGACAAAUGCCUCUUUACCCUGUAUGUUGUAUUAGCAAUGCAAAAACUGUAAUUGAAAUUAUUGUCUGU
Messenger RNA from Scomber scombrus (Atlantic mackerel), 4899 nucleotides. It is a transcript of the gene chfr, whose product is annotated as checkpoint with forkhead and ring finger domains, E3 ubiquitin protein ligase. Gene Ontology annotation, molecular function: ubiquitin-protein transferase activity; protein binding. Gene Ontology annotation, biological process: ubiquitin-dependent protein catabolic process; mitotic cell cycle checkpoint signaling; protein ubiquitination. The transcript has 18 exons. Gene Ontology annotation, cellular component: nucleus. The record is from RefSeq and is a predicted model, not a curated record. Lineage: Eukaryota; Metazoa; Chordata; Actinopteri; Scombriformes; Scombridae. Bases 104 to 1999 code for a protein of 631 amino acids.